GAUUCUUUUCGCCGACGUGUUUGGCUCAUUUGUCCGCCUGAUGGCGUAUGUACUCAGCACUUUUGUCAGGAUUUAGGUUCCAAUUUGCGUGCGUGUUAGAAUUUGGGUUCCAAUUCGCGAGAUGAGUUUCCUACCCCUCAAAAAAAAGAAAAUCUAAUCCUCCACAAGCCCAGAGAGAUGCCAACCAACAACGCCGAGGCCGGCGGCGGCCGCCGGGGGACCCUGGCCAAGGUCUCCCUCUCGUCGGUCUCGGCCGCCAUGGCGGAGGCCUCCACCUACCCCUUGGACGCCCUCAAGACGCGCCUCCAGCUCCACCGCAGCCCCGGCGGCGCGGGCGGGGGCGGCGUGAUCCGCGUCGCGGCCGAGCUCGCCCGCGACGGCGGGGUGUACCGGGGCUUCUCCCCCGCCGUCCUCCGCCACCUGAUGUACACCCCACUCCGCAUCGUGGGGUACGAGCAUCUCCGGUCCACCCUCGCCAGCGGGGGCCGGGAGGCCGGCGUCGCCGAAAAGGCGCUCGCCGGGGGACUCUCCGGCGUUUCUGCGCAGGUGGUAGCGAGCCCUGCUGACCUCAUAAAGGUAAGGAUGCAAGCAGACAGCAGGUUGUUAAGCCAAGGUAUUCAACCACGGUACUCUGGAAUCACAGAUGCCUUCACAAAAAUUAUACGAGCUGAGGGCUUUCUGGGACUUUGGAAGGGGGUUGUUCCCAACGCACAACGGGCAUUUCUUGUCAACAUUGGUGAAUUGACGUGCUACGAUCAAGCAAAGCAUUUCAUCAUUCGCAAGCAGAUAUGCGAUGACAAUCUAUAUGCUCACACAUUGGCCUCUGUCGCGUCUGGACUGUCCGCGACAACCUUGAGCUGUCCAGCAGAUGUGAUCAAAACUAGGAUGAUGAACCAGGGGAAGGAGGGCAAAGCUCUAUACAGGAAUUCUUACGAUUGUUUGGUCAAGACCGUCAGACAUGAGGGCAUAACGGCUUUGUGGAAGGGUUUCUUACCCACAUGGGCGAGGCUUGGCCCAUGGCAGUUUGUGUUCUGGGUUUCAUACGAGAAAUUGCGCCGUGCGUCAGGUAUUUCAUCAUUCUGAUCUGAUAAUGGUGGCUGGAUUUCAUAUGAGAGGCUCUUAGAUCACGGAAGUUUACAUUUCUACACCUUCAUUGCGGCUUCAUGUAGGAUACAACGCUUUAUAUGCGUAUUUACUUGACUAUGGGCAUGUAUCCUUAUUGUCUCUGAGGGAAAAUGCAGAUGAAAUUGCUAUGCCUCACCUUGUAUUUUGACAGUCUACAAAACUCCCAUAAUUUGGGACACACUCAUUUGUCAUCUAUAUAGAGGCUUAUUCAUAACGUUUAA
Molecule: messenger RNA, 1346 nt
Organism: Panicum hallii
Lineage: Eukaryota; Viridiplantae; Streptophyta; Magnoliopsida; Poales; Poaceae
Product: mitochondrial uncoupling protein 3
Exons: 2
Coding region: 178-1083 (301 amino acids)
Biological process (GO): transmembrane transport; response to cold
Source: RefSeq, a predicted model, not a curated record